AUGCUUCUCUUUUUGCCCUUUCUUGGAAAUGUAGUGUUCAAAAAAAAAAAGAAAAAACAAACAGAAGCUGUCAAUUUUGAACAAGUCGAUAUCGAAGUGUGUAAUUUUCUCGAAACACUUAUAAAGAGAUCAAUAACUUCAAACAGUUUGUCUUGUUCAUACACACAUAUAUUUUCUUUGCGAAUUAACAGAAUAUCAAUAGGGCUCACACCAUAUCUGUCGUUGAUUUCUACAAUCUUUACUCAAACAAUGUCUGAUAACGAAUCUAUCACUGCAAACAAAAAGGUAGCGGAUUCUAUUCCUUCUGUUGAAAAAUCGAAGACCGAUAAUGGAGGUUGGAAUUUUCUCAACAUCUCUUUAUUGGGGAUAGUACUAGCUUUAUUGGCCACUGUGAGUGUCUUAUACCAGGCCAACAGCAACGUUGCUCCAGUUAUCGAGAAGAUUUAUGUAACCGAAACCGUCACGGCAACUACCACCGAAACUAGCAUAUCUACUUCAGUUAGCAUAAGUACUUCUGUCAGUGUCAGUUCCACUACUGCAUAUGAAACUAAAACUGUUGAAAAAAGAGCUGAAUCCUCUGGUAAUACAUCUCCAAAAAGGGACAGUGAUAUCAUUGAAAUGAAAUUUCACAAAGAUCCAAGAAUGAUCAAUGCUGGAAGAGAUGAGGACUAUCAGAUGCCUUCCUCUGAUAAAUCUCAAAAAGUUGUCCACCCAUUGGAUGAUGGUGUCAAAGUCAAAGCUGCAAUGGUUACACUAUGUAGAAACGGUGAUUUAUGGACUUUAGUUAAAACAAUCAGAGACAUUGAAGACCGUUUUAACGGAAGAUACCAUUACGACUGGGUUUUCUUGAACGAAGUAGAAUUCACUGAAGAAUUCAUCGAUGUUGUUUCAUCUUUAGUAUCUGGUAAGGUCAAGUUUGGUUUAAUUGAAGAAAAACAGUGGUCGAUUCCUGAUUUUGUCGAUGAAGAUAUACUAGACAACGUUCGAGAUGAAAUGUUUGAUAACGAGGUUUUGUAUGGUGAAUCUGUUUCUUACAGACAUAUGUGUCGUUUCCAAGCUGGUUUCAUUUUCCAACAUCCAUUAUUGGCUGAAUAUGACUAUUCAUGGAGAGUCGAUUCUGAUAUCAACAUAUUUUGUAAUAUUCCAUACGAUAUAUUCAAGUUUAUGCAAGUAAACAAAAAGAAGUACGGUUUCAUUUUAUCUUUAGUCGAAUAUGAAAGUACCAUUCCAACAUUAUGGACUCAUGUCAAAAAAUUUAUUGGCAUGCAUCCUGAAUAUUUAAAUGACAACAACUUAAUGGAAUUUAUUUCCGAUGACGACGGUGAGACGUUCAAUGGAUGCCAUUUCUGGACUAAUUUUGAAAUCAUAGAUCUAAACUUCUUUAGAUCACAAGCCUACCAAGAUUACUUCAACUAUCUAGAUAGAACAGGUAAUUUUUUUUAUGAAAGAUGGGGUGACGCUCCAAUUCAUUCUAUUGCUGCCGCUUUAUUCUUGGAUAGAGAGGAAGUACAUUUCUUCGAUGGUUUAGGAUUUUACCAUCCUGAUUUCUUAUCCUGUCCAACAGAAGAAAGCAUCAGAUUCCAAAACGCUUGCACUUGUGAACCUGCUAAGGAUGUCACUUGGUGGACUUUCUACUUCUGUACAAGGCAAUUUUUCAGAGUCAAUGGGUUAGACUUACCACCAGAUGUUCUAGAAGUGUAA
Molecule: messenger RNA, 1701 nt
Organism: Tetrapisispora phaffii CBS 4417
Lineage: Eukaryota; Fungi; Ascomycota; Saccharomycetes; Saccharomycetales; Saccharomycetaceae
Product: glycosyltransferase family 15 protein
Exons: 1
Coding region: 1-1701 (566 amino acids)
Biological process (GO): protein N-linked glycosylation; protein O-linked glycosylation; cell wall mannoprotein biosynthetic process
Cellular component (GO): membrane; Golgi apparatus
Molecular function (GO): alpha-1,2-mannosyltransferase activity
Source: RefSeq, a predicted model, not a curated record